UUCUGUGUGUGAUGCUCACGGAUGGUCCAUCCUUUCCAGACCUUAGAUGACACAGAAGAUGUGUCCCUGGACUUUGGAAAUGAAGAGGAGCUGGCCUUAAGAAAAGGAAAAGUCAGGUACCCGCUGGCCACCUUCUUCCAUCUCUUCUUCCGUGUGAGUGCCAUCAUGACCUACCUCUUCUGUGACUGGUUCAGCAAAAGCUUCAUUGCCUGCUUCCUCAUCAUCCUCCUCCUCCUCUCCUUCGACUUCUGGUCUGUGAAGAAUGUCACUGGAAGACUGCUAGUUGGUUUGCGAUGGUGGAAUCAGAUUGACGAGGAUGGGAAAAGCCACUGGGUGUUUGAAGCAAAGAAGGGCCUGUCUACUGUAGCUUCCCCCACUGAAGUGGAAGCGCGGAUCUUCUGGCUUGGGCUGAUCAUCUGUCCUGCUAUCUGGACCCUUUUCUUUUUUAGCACCUUAUUCUCUUUGAAGUUGAAAUGGCUGGCACUGGUGAUAACUGGCAUCUGUCUCCAAACGGCUAACCUUUAUGGCUACGUCCACUGUAAACUAGGGGGAACCACGCAAACCAUCUGCAAAGUCACCACGCGCUUCCCAGCGCAGGAGAUCUUCCAAACGGAAUCAUCGGAGGAGUGUCAGAAAAAGGUCCUGAAGCAUCUAGGGACGCAAAGCCAUUAAAACAAGGACGUCUGGGAAGUCCCUGGUUUCUGCGUUAAACCCAGACAGGCUGCACUUCACUUUAGAAGGGCCAACGCAGCA
Candoia aspera is the source of this 753-nucleotide messenger RNA. RefSeq names its product trans-golgi network vesicle protein 23 homolog A (gene TVP23A). The coding region runs from base 22 to 672 and encodes 216 amino acids. The transcript is spliced from 6 exons. NCBI's taxonomy places the organism in Eukaryota, Metazoa, Chordata, Lepidosauria, Squamata, Candoiidae. The record is from RefSeq and is a predicted model, not a curated record. Gene Ontology annotation, biological process: protein secretion; vesicle-mediated transport. Gene Ontology annotation, cellular component: Golgi membrane.